AUGGGAGCGCAAGAGUAUGUGUGCAGAGCACUCUUCACAAAUAUCAAGGAAGAAGAACUUACAAGCGUUCAAGGCAUUACCAAAAAGUUCAAGGUUGCCUGUUGUCCUGGACGGAAUUGCAAGCUCGACGGACCCCUGAAAUGGGAAUCUGGAUGGACAAACCCAUUCACCCAUUUUCUAGUUUGUUUUGCAAAGAAAAAUAAGGCAGCACUAAAAGUCUUAGCAGAUAAGGCAAAUGCAGCGAAGGAAAAACAGAGGCAGCUUCCAUUUCGUCCAGUUGAACAAAUUGCACCAGCAGGUCUUCGGGUGUCUGGUCCGCAAGACAAGGCUAUGCAUAAGUGGGUGGAACUUAUUGUGUGCAAAAACUCUCCGCUCUUGCAUGUUGAUGACCCCCUAUUCAGGGAAAUGGUAUAUGGUAGCACACCAAGUGAUGCUAAGCUGACAACUUUUGGCAGUAAACAAGUGAGGGAUACUAUCUUGAUGCUUUCGUAUCUUGUGGAGACACAAAUCAAGGACGAGAUGAAAUUAACAAGUGCCGGGACCAUCCUUCAUGAUGGGUGGAGCAGGUACUCCUCUCAUUAU
Molecule: messenger RNA, 582 nt
Organism: Cylindrotheca closterium
Lineage: Eukaryota; Bacillariophyta; Bacillariophyceae; Bacillariales; Bacillariaceae
Source: the annotation of a GenBank genome assembly